AAGAUAACCCCUAUGAGCAGGAGGAUAAUGGCCCAGAUACAAGAAAGAAACUUAUCCGAAUUAAAUGAAAAUGGAUGUUUAAGAGGAGGCUCAGAAAAAAAUGUAACUUCCUCUGAUUCUGAAUCUGAUCAUGUGCUAUCCUGGUCUGAUAAGAUGGAUUUAGGUAAAAAUGAAGAACAGGAAGGUCUGGAUGAAGAAGAAAAUGUUGAAAAAAAGUAUGGAGAAAUUGACUUCUAUAAUAUUUUCUUGCCUACCAUCUGGGAACGUGACGCGAUAUUUACUAGCAAUGUGAAGAAGGAGGAGAUAAACGACCUGAUGAAUGAUAUGGACGAGGUACCAUCACAGGAUGAAAUUAUAAAAAUAUGGAAGCGGGCAUAUGCUCUGGAGGGACAAGAAUAUUACAAAAUGAUAAAUGGUUUAUUCGAAUAUUACGAAGAGUUAAAGGAAAAAAAUCAAGUAGAUGAAGAACCUCUUUUCAGUCUUUGGAGUGGAGUUAUGUCCAAAUGUUUUGAUGUACUAAAAGAGAAAGAACACCAAUACAGUAAACUUUUCAACGGCUUCAUCAUCGGAGAUGGGAUGACAAAACAGGAAUUUGCUAAUUUCUUGCAAAAUUGCAACAGGGAGGCUGCUGAAUUCAAGGAAUCUUUAGAAACCAUUGCGAAGAAAGAAUUCGAAGCAAGAAUAAUUCCAGUAGGAGGCAACUAA
Plasmodium inui San Antonio 1 is the source of this 705-nucleotide messenger RNA. RefSeq lists its product as hypothetical. The annotation marks the transcript as partial. Lineage: Eukaryota; Apicomplexa; Aconoidasida; Haemosporida; Plasmodiidae. The transcript has a single exon. The record is from RefSeq and is a predicted model, not a curated record.